This is a messenger RNA of Acinonyx jubatus (cheetah), 11318 nucleotides long. It is a transcript of the gene FRMD4B, whose product is annotated as FERM domain containing 4B. The coding region runs from base 5494 to 8469 and encodes 991 amino acids. NCBI's taxonomy places the organism in Eukaryota, Metazoa, Chordata, Mammalia, Carnivora, Felidae. Gene Ontology annotation, biological process: establishment of epithelial cell polarity. The transcript is spliced from 24 exons. The record is from RefSeq and is a predicted model, not a curated record. Gene Ontology annotation, cellular component: adherens junction; bicellular tight junction; cytoskeleton.
GUCGAACCUGAACUGCAGACAAAAGCUAAAAUCCCCCACCCCAGCCCGUGGGCUGUGCUCUUGGCUUUUCUUGGUUACACUUGGUGACUUUUCCUGUUUACAAUGUCCGUGUCCUCCCAUUUUUUCUUUUCUUUUUCGACUCGAUACUGUACCACGACUUCUAAAAAUACAGCCUAACAACUGGUUUUAAGUAAAGAGGAUGUUUCUUUCUGGAAAGGAAUGGCGGAUAUAUCCUGCAUGGUUUUCUGAAAAUAAACAUUUGACGGUCUCUCAUCGGUGCCUAACCUGAGUUUCUCACUGGAAAAGUGCAGAGUAUUUCUAAAGAGAAUCCUGCUUUUCAUUGCAGCUUCGCCCAUGACAGUAUGUCACCUGUUUCCCCCACUUGCUGUUGGGUGAGCUCUUAGUUGAGUUUGCCUCAGUCCUUUAGUAGCUAGGAAGCAUGGGGAAGUUGUUCUCAACUUCUUGGGGUCUCUACUCCUUCAGUGUGAAACGGAGGGCCAAAAAUACCUGCUUCACAAGGUGGCUGUAAGAAUUCAGAGCAUGUCAUGGAUGUCAAAGCACAUGACUCAGACAUAACACUCAUUUCCAUUUCGUGUGGGUUGAGAACAAAAGCAGCCGGUCAGGCCCAAGACACCCCCUGGUCACAAUCAGAUAAGAAGCAAGGUUUAUAAGUGUUUCCCCAGCUUUGGGUACCAGGGCAGCUAAAAAUGGCAGUUUUGGGUUAGUCUGUUGAUUAUCCCUGAGAAAUCAGAAUGGCAUUCAUCUUCAGCUCUGGGUCGACCACUCUCUCCAGGGUUUAACUGGUAGAUUGACUUUCAACUCAAAUCUGACAGCUUGGCCUCUUAAUAAUCCAAGAGAACUUUUUCCUUGAGAAAAAUAAUUGUUUAAACAACUUAAAAUAACCACUUACAGUUAACAUAAUAGCACGCAGCAGCUUACAAAUCAUUUCCACUAGUCAUAGUACUCGGUGCACUAGAGUAAGAGUAAAGCUGAUAAUGCACUCCAGGCACUUAGCACAGACUCUAACACCUAAUCUAUAACCAAUAAAUAGAGCGUGUUACUGGUGAUAGGAUUAUCAUCUGUACUUUCGAGGUAGAUUUGAGGUUCAACCUGUAUUAAUACAAGAGACAAACAAAGCUAAGUAAGAUUGAUUCUUAUCAUUCUCAUUUCACAGGGGCAGAAACUGAGAUUUAGAGAGAUACCAUGAUAUUGAUGCCCUACUCUUAGUUAAAUGGCAGAGCUGGGACACAAUCCAGGCCUCCUGAUUCUAAAUCCUGGCAUACCUCGCAGACACCGGGCUGGGGGCUCCUGAUGGCCUUCAGCUCCAGAUAUAAUAAGUAGUUUUGUUUCUUUUCCUUUCUUUCUUCCUUUGAAAGUUGGGCUUUCUUUUUGCCAGCCUUAAGAGAUCAGGCUAUAAUCUGAUAAGCGAUUGUCUUUUAUGAGACUGCCCUCCCCAGAGACUGUCUGCUAAAGCUGACCAAAAUUCCUUGCCAGGUUUAUGCCGGAGCUGCAGAAAAUGGCUGUUCCCUGACCAGCCUUCCUGGUUUGCUUUUCUUCAGCCGCUGCCUGAAAGGAGUUUGCAGUUGAAUGCUAAUGUUCGGAAAACAGCGUUAUCCCUUCCAUCUGUAGUGGGUGCCUCUUGUCAAGAACAGUGGUCCAAUAUAAAUUCUGUCUAUCAAUUUCCUAAUUUCUCACACUUCCAGGGUAAGAUACGGGUUGUACAGAUGCUCAGAACUUAAUUCCGUUGCUAGUUGAGCUAUUUCAGAGCCCUUACAAUAGUCUGAAAAUAUUUGUUUAAUUGUUAAUAAUUUCUUUUCUUCCCCUUAUGUCUAGAGCAGUUGUUCUCAACCAGGAAUGAUUCCCCCACUCCCACCCCCAGGAGACAUUUGGCAAUGUCUGGAGAUAUAUUUGGUGGCCACAAGCAGGGUGGAGGUGUUACUGACAUCUGGUGGGUAGAGGCCAGGGAUGUUGCUAGACAUCCUACAAUACACAAGACGGCCCUCAUAGAAUUAUGAUGUCUAUUCCUACCCAGAGCAGUGCUUACACUUUGAAAGUGCUCAAUAAAUAUUAGUCGAGCAAAUGAAUGAAAACCUGUUUCAGACCGACACUAUGUUAAUGGCAUUGUGUUCUAGACUGUAUCUUAAGCCCAAAGUGUUGUGGAGUCAGACCCAAAUAAAUGAUAAGCGUCAUUGAUAAAUGUCAUCCUGUGCCCAGAGCGUUCACAUAAGCAUGACAGAGCCAGCAGCCCAAGCAGGGGGAGCAGGGGGGAUGAAGUCCAUCCUGAUGUUCAGUGAAAAUCAAUAACGAACAUAUAGACACUGUUUUUAGCAGCUGCCCGUAUUUUUUUUUUUUCAGUUCAGGGCCAGGUGGUAGCCAAGAAAUAGUGAUUGCAAAAGCCUUGUGCCUCUUCUGGCCUCGGUGCCACAUAGUGACCUGAGCCCGGAAAGUCUGGUUUGGUGAGUCUAAAUGCGGCUCUUCCAGAACAGUGUUUUACUUGGUGGUCAAGAUGAUAUGUUAAAUGCCUCAGCUAUGUCUUUUAACAUAUAAGCCCUAUUAGAUGGGAAAUACCUUACAGCAGAAGUAAUAUAGCAGUGAAGGCCACAGAUUCUGCAGUCAGAAUGCCUGUGUUUCUACCUUUCUGAGACUCCUCCCAUCUCUGUGCCUUUGUGGAGUUGGAGUCAGUCAUUUACCUUCUUGGAGCCUCGAUUUUUCUCAUCCACAAAAUGAAGCUAGUGUUGGAAUCUGCCUCACAGGCUUGUUAUGAAAUGAAUUCAGGGGCACGUGGCAGGUUCAGUCAGUGGAGCAUGUACUUCUUAAUCUUGGAUCGUGAGUUCAAGCCCCACAUUGGGAGUUGAGAUUACUAAAAAUAAUUUAAUAAGAUGAAAUAAAAUAAAAUAAAAUAAAAUAAAAUAAAAUAAAAUAAAAUAAAAUAAAAACAUAAUUGAAAAUGACUUUAAAUAGCCCAUGUAAAUAAAGGAAAGGGCUCGGAUUAGUGCCAGGCACGUGGUCAAUGGCCAUUAAUUAUUGUUAACAUUUUUCCUAAGUCCGAUCACUCAGUUACCCAGUUUUGUCUUUGGAAAACGGAAUUUGCUUCUUUAUCAUUCUCGUCACCCAGCCAAUUUUCCUUUCUCCCUUUGCUGCUUUUAUGCCACCUGCCCCUCUCUCUCUCACUGCCUCCCUUUUGCCCUCUACUCCCAGUGAACCUACAAGACACACAGGAGUCCUGCUCCUAUGCAACUAAGGGAACCUGAGAUUCCACCCCAGUUCAUAGUAACAUGACCCAAGACAAGUUACCUAACCUCUCUGCACUUCACUUUUGUCAUCUACAAAAUCUAAAUUGUAAAACUCUUCACCUCCUAGGAAUGUAAGUAGCAUGAGAGGAGAAACUUGCACGUGCACUCACAUGACAUAGUAAGUGGUUAUAGAAGCUAGGAGAAUUGUUCGUUGAGAUUCGUAAAAGAGGUUCCCAAUGAUUGCACAUUGGGAGGGUAGGCACCAUCUUGAAAGAACUCGAAGGAAAAUCACAGCUGACUCGGUAUGGAGACAUCUGUGUCAGUCUAGGCCAUUCUCUGAACGGGAGUGUCAAUAGCUCAUAUUCAGUCAACACCCAGAGAUGAUAUAAAGGAGCCCCUGUUCAGCUAGGAUUGACAUCAUUUGGGAGAAAUAUAAAACUCCAUCCACUCAAUAGAUCCCAAAGUAAGAACGUCCUAGAUACACCCUUCUACCUCUCUCCAGUUCUUCCAGAAUAUCUCAUCUGAUGAAGAGUUUAAUAGCACACCUUGUUUUCAGGGUAGAAAGCUUGUUUGUUAUGUAGAGAGUCUGUCUGGGCCAAGGCUUGGGAGGUGUUUCGGAACAUCCUCACUUUACAUUAUGCUAUGCAAAUUUAAAUCAUUUGUGAACUUAAUUCAUUAUUAACUGUGUCUAUGUUCUGAGCAGUAAAGGCAUUCCUUCACUCAGGUAUUUAUUGACCACAUUCUUACCCUGCAGACACUGUUCUAGGCCCUGGGGAUACAGUAGUGAACAAAUCUAUCAAGGUCUGUGCCAUGAAAUUUAACAUUCUGAUGGUGAAAAAUAAGGACAGAGUGAUGCCUGGGUGGCUAAGUGGGUUAAGCAUUCGACUCUUGAUUUUGGCUCAGGUCAUGAUCUCAUAGUUCGUGAGUUUGAGCCCCACAUCAGGCUCCUUGCUGACAGUGCAGAGAUUCUCUGGGAUUCUCUGUCUCCCUCUCUCUCUGUCCGUCCCCCACACUCUCUCUGUCUCUCUCAAAAUAAAUAAAUAAGCUUUAAAAAAAAAAAAGAUGACAGAAAAACAAAAAACUAACAAAAAGUAUUAGCUAUAAAGAAAAUAAAGCAGCAUGAUAUGAGAGAGUAUCCAGUCUCCACUUUAUUCUGAGGACAGUCCUCUUAGAAACAGUGGCUUUUGAUUUAAGAUCUGAAAGAUGUGAAAGGACCUAAUCAUGCAAUGACCCAGGGAAGGGCAUUCCAGAGGAACAGCAAAUGCAAAAUUUCAAAGGAGGAACAACCUUUAUUUUGAAAACGAAAAGAAGGCCAGUGUGGAUGGUAUGUUAGUACAAAGGCAGAUGGCUUGGAAAUAAAAUUAGAGAGGGUAAGGGGUUGGUUGUGUGGACAUUGUUGACAAGGUAAGGAGUUUGGGCAAUUUUAAGAAAGUGAAGGGAUUUCAUCUGUAUUUGAGAGGCAUAGCCAUGUGGAGUUUGGAUCCUUACAGGACUCAAAUAAAAGCAUGGAGCCUGGUUAGACAGCCGGUUUUGCACAUAUCCAGGCAAGGGAUGAUGGUGAAUUAGACUUCGGAUGGGUCACCCCGCAAAAAAUCCUGAAGAGUCAUUUUUAUGGGGUAGACCCUCUCAUGUUAGGCUUUCAGAAAAGGUCAAAAGAACAAGAGAGAAGAAGAAAGAAAAAAAGAAAGCAGCUUGCCGCUUCCCUUACCAAGCUUUCAUAUUUCCUUGUUCCAAAGAACCACUAGUGCAAAACCCAAGCGGGGCUGAGGUUCUGGUCUUUUUCUGUAGUUGUGAUUUCCUCUUACUUUAUGAGUUGACCCCGGUUGUUAUGAAUGGUCCCACACUGCCCUAUCUGGACUCGCCUUUGGAUUUCUUACCAAGUCUUCCUCCUCUCUUCUCUCCUAAAUCAGGUCGUGGUAUUGGGGGUUGGGGGUGGGGCAUUUUCACACAGACUUGAACCCCACUAUGGGCUACAGGUCAGGGCCUCAGGGCACACCCCGAAGCCAGAGGUCUGGCCUGUGCCCAAUUCUCACUUCCCUCUGCUCUUCCUCAUUUGACCGGUGACCAGAUGGACAAGGUCCUUCCACCAGCACCCAGCGCUUAGCAUCAGAGGACCCGCUCCACCAACUGGGGAGCAAACACAGGGCAGCCACAGACUGAGGUGGGAGUUUUAAUCCAGUAUGUACGAUUUUUAAUCUUCAUCUUCCUGGGGUUGAAUGGAAGAGGAAGUGGCAGGAAGGGUAUCAAAUCUGUGUGGGUGAUGACAGAGGGCAGGCACUGCCAGGUGCACCUCCUGGAUGAUAGGAGGCUGGAGCUGCUGGUUCAGCCCAAACUUUUAUCAAGAGAAUUGCUGGACCUUGUGGCUUCACAUUUCAACCUGAAAGAAAAGGAGUACUUUGGAAUAACAUUUACGGACGACACAGGUCAGCAGAACUGGCUACAGUUAGAUCACCGCGUUCUUGACCAUGAUCUGCCCAAGAAACCAGGCGCAACCAUUUUGCACUUCGCUGUGAGGUUUUACAUUGAGAGCAUAUCAUUUUUGAAGGAUAAAACCACCGUGGAGCUUUUUUUCCUGAAUGCAAAGUCCUGUGUACUCAAGGGGCAAAUCGAAGCGGACAGCGAAACCAUCUUCAAGUUAGCCGCACUUGUGUUACAGGAAGCCAAAGGGGAUUAUACCAGUGAUGAAAAUGCCAGGAAAGACUUAAAGACAUUACCAGCCUUUCCAACCAAAACCCUUCAGGAACAUCCAUCCCUGGCUUACUGUGAGGACAGGGUGAUUGAGCAUUAUUUGAAAAUCAAAGGUCUGACCCGGGGUCAAGCUGUGGUUCAGUAUAUGAAAAUAGUAGAAGCUCUACCAACCUAUGGAGUCCAUUAUUACGCAGUAAAGGAUAAACAAGGACUUCCUUGGUGGCUUGGAAUCAGCUACAAAGGAAUCGGCCAGUAUGAUCUGCAAGAUAAAGUGAAACCUCGGAAAUUAUUCCAAUGGAAACAGCUUGAGAACUUGUAUUUCCGUGAGAAAAAAUUUGCCGUUGAAGUUCACGAUCCACGGAGGAUUUCUGUGUCAAGAAGAACCUUUGGGCAAAGUGGCCUCUUUGUGCAAACGUGGUAUGCAAACCCUUCUCUCAUCAAGUCCAUCUGGGUAAUGGCAAUUAGUCAGCAUCAGUUUUAUUUGGACCGGAAGCAAAGCAAAGCAAAAAUUCCUUCAGCCAGGAGUUUGGAUGAUAUCGCGAUGGAUUUGACAGAAACAGGAACACCAAGGGUCUCCAAAAUGGUGACACUGGAGGCAAAAAGUCAGUUCAUCAUGGCGAGUAAUGGCAGCUUAAUAUCUUCAGGUUCUCAAGACUCAGAAGUUAGUGAGGAGCAGAAGAGGGAGAAAAUCCUCGAGCUCAGGAAGAAGGAGAAGCUCUUGCAAGAAAAACUCCUGAAGAAAGUCGAGGAGCUUAAGAAGAUCUGUUUGCGGGAGGCUGAGCUCACGGGCAAAAUGCCAAAGGAAUAUCCGCUGAACGUCGGUGAGAAACCGCCUCAGGUCAGAAGGCGUGUGGGUGCCGCGUUCAAACUGGAUGACAACCUGCUGCCCAGCGAGGAGGACCCUGCUCUACAAGAACUGGAGAGCAAUUUCCUAAUACAGCAAAAGCUGGUUGAAGCUGCAAAGAAACUUGCCAACGAGCCAGACCUUUGUAAAACCGUGAAGAAAAAACGAAAGCAGGAUUACACGGAUGCUGUGAAAAAGCUUCAGGACAUUGAAAACGCGAUAAAUGAAUACCGGAUCAGAUGUGGAAAGAAACCCAGCCAGAAAGCAACAGUGAUUUUACCAGAAGACAUAAUCCCAUCAGAGAGCAGCUCCUUGUCUGACACUACCACCUAUGAUGAUUCUGAUGCCUUCACUCUUGCUGGGCAGCGACCAAGUUCAGUACCUCAUUCUCCAAGAAUUCUUCCCCCCAAGUCUCUCGGUAUCGAGCGAAUCCAUUUCAGAAAGUCGUCUGUCAAUGAACAGUUUGUGGAUACCAGGCAGUCCAGGGAAAUGCUGUCGACACACAGCAGCCCUUACAGAACCCUGGAGAGGCGGCCCCAGGGAGGACGCAGCAUGCCCACCACACCGGUUCUCACCCGCAACGCCUACAGCAGCAGCCACUUGGAACCCGAAUCUUCUUCCCAACACUGCCGCCAGCGGAGUGGAAGCCUUGAGUCUCAGUCCCACCUGCUGUCUGAGAUGGACAACGAUAAGCCAUUUUUCUCCCUCUCCAAAUCCCAAAGAAGCAGUAGUACGGAAAUCCUGGAUGACGGGUCUUCCUACACCAGCCAAUCAAGCACAGAGUAUUACUGCGUGACGCCUAUUGCUGGCCCCUAUUACACUACUCAGACUCUGGACACUCGUGCCAGGGGCCGGAGAAGGUCUAAGAAACAGAAUGUUUCGACUUCAAAUUCAGGAAGCAUGCCCAACCUAGCACAAAAGGAUAGUUUGAGGAAUGGCGUCUACACAAAGAGUCAGGAACAACCUUCUUCUAGUUACUAUAUUGCCGGGUACACACCAUAUGCAGAGUGUGACCUUUAUUACAGUGGCGGCUAUGUCUAUGAGAAUGACACUGAGGGACAGUACAGUGUCAAUCCUUCCUACCGGUCCUCGGUCCACUAUGGAUACGAGCGCCAAAGGGACUAUAGCAGGUCCUUUCAUGAAGACGAGGUCGACCGGGUACCCCAUAACCCAUAUGCAACUCUCCGGCUGCCCAGGAAGGCUGCAGCUAAGUCAGAGCACAUCACCAAAAACAUCCACAAGGCCUUAGUUGCCGAGCACCUGCGUGGCUGGUACCAGCGGGCCUCUGGACAGAAGGAUCAGGGGCACAGCCCCCAGACUAGCUUUGACUCGGACAGGGGAUCGCAGAGAUGCCUGGGGUUUGCUGGGCUGCAAGUACCCUGCUCUCCCAGCAGUCGAACAUCUUCCUACUCUUCAGUAUCUUCUACAAAUGCUUCUGGGAACUGGAGGACCCAGAUAGCUGUAGGGCUAUCUGAAUACGAGACCCCGGCACAUUCUUCCUACACCAGCUGCUAUGGCAACAUCUAUAAUCCUUUGCCCUCUCCAGGCAGGCAAAACCGAGGGCUUCUUUCCCGGAGAAUGGUUGUGUCUCCAGAAAUGAGAUCAGUUUUAAAUUCUCUUUUGCUAAGUGUAGCCAGCAGUAACAGUACACAGAGAUCAGUCAACUGGACAGUACAGAUGGAAACCGGUUGGAAGAAAGCCUGAAGAGUAGAGAGCAGAGGCUCUUUUGGCACGAAGAUUCAAAGCCUGGAACAUUAGUCUGAACUGCACUUGGACCUCUUGACCAAGCACCGCGUUCUCACACUAGUGUGCCUUGCAAAAUGUGUUCGUCUUCCCAGAAAGCUAUUUGGCUUUAGAAAGCUAAAAGCAUCAAAGGUUGAAGAGAGGACUCUUGCUGCCCUGGAAGUGAAUCACACUCUAAGGCCACGGAAAAGCCCCUGAACCACAUGCCUUUCCAGCUCCGGGCACUAACCUAACAGCAAGGUGGAACCAUUGCCAAGGACAGACUCAGCCUUUAUCAGUAGCAAGCACUUGUUAAGGGAAUAAAAGUUGUUGAAGGCAAACCGUAAAACUGUGAAAAGUGUGUUCAGGGUCUCCAAUAGGAAGGAAGGUUGGGAAAUUUCAGAGCACAGUUCAGCAUGAUGAGAAGAAGAACAACGAGGAGCUCCUCAGUCAUUGCUCACCAUCAGAAAGUUUGGAGUUGUGAGCCGGCGAAGAAUGACAUGGUAUUUCUACAUGGACGUCAACAAUUGAGACAGUAUUGGAAAAUUACUUGAAGAGAAGCUGGAUUUUCAUGAAGUUCUGAAUGAGUGUAAAUGUUUUUAGGAUAUUAUAAAGAGUGAUGGUUUUCAUAAGCACCAUAAAAUGGGUUCCGGAAAGACUUACUGCCGGAGCAUCCUGUAAUAUAACUUUAUGGUAGCAGAUUGGGGAAAACACAGCAGCCCACUGAAUAAUUGACAAACUCUGCUUGGAGAAUUUUCUAAGGUCCAAUAUUAUUGGGCUCCUUUUUUCUUUCUACACCAGUGGCCUGAUAGGUUAUUAUUCAGGCUGGUAACUCUCCAAUUUGGUUGUCAUUUGAAAUGGCAGACCUGACAUGGAGAGUUUUUAUAAUCAAGAGUUUGAAAAACUAUUUUAAGGUAAUACAACACAAAGAACCCAAAACAAAACAAAAGCCACAUCAUUUUAGAUGAAUUGCGUGCCUUAAAAUGGUGAACAUUAGGAAAGUAAGCAUAUUGUCCAGAUCCCACAGAGGGUUCUAAUUCACCAAGUGACAAAAACAAGAUUAGUCAUUAAAAAGGAAAAAACAAAAGCAAAACAAAACAAAAAACAACAAAAAACAAAAAACUCCAAGCUGCAGAUUUAAUUAUGAGGCUAAAACUACCUCAUACUUCACUUGGAAGAACUAAUUAGCUAUGGUUUAUGGUAGGGUUUUUAAAAAAAAAAUUCCAUAUUCUAGAUUGAUCUUUUUUGUCAUCUUCACUCUGCUUCAAUAUUCCAUAAAAGGUGCUCCCUACCCCCCUUUUAUACAGGUUUCAUGUUCCUAUUGUGAAGAGAGAAGUUUCUGAACAACUUUUUUGGAACAUUUUCUAUCUAUAUUCCAAAGCAUGUAAUAUAUACAUAAAGAUGAUUUGUUAAACUGGUCCUUAGUCAUUUGUAUCAUUAAAAAUGAAGUUUGGGGAACGAAUUUGGAGCAAAACAGAAGACAUGCAGAAAAAUAAUAACUUAUUCCUUUUUGCAUAUUUGUAUAGCCUUCUAGAAACAGAAAUACUUUUGCAUAUUCUUUUACUGUUCUGACUUUUUAAGACCUAUUAUUUUUUUACAUAGGUCAAUAAACUGAAGGUGUGCUACUGAAAAUGUUUACGUAUUCUUCCAUUAUAUUCAGGGUUCAUCCAAAGCAGUUUGAAGUGUUCUACUUCAUGUAAUCCUCUUGGACAAGAUUGCAGAUUUUUAGUUGUAGUAUUACCGUAUUUUACUGAUGCCAAGGUGCCCAUCUUUUCACAUUUACAUCCUUGAAAUCAGGAUGCAUCUUUUGACUGAUGGCAUGCUCUAAAGGAAUUGGCAGUGUUUUUUUCUUUCUUAGCGCUACAUAAAAUGAUGCUGUGUCUCACAAUAAAGUUGUCUUAGAACUGAUGAAAUACGGUAGUUUAUUGCCUCGCUGAGGAUGACAGAUGUGAAUUUUUAGGCUUCCCGAUCUUGCGAAUGUUGUUUGUUUGUAACAAGCCCUUCAUCCUAGUUUUGCAGAGUCGCAAACUGGUCUUUUAAAUUCAGGAAAAUGUUUCAUCUGGCAUGUAUUUGUCCUGCACAAUGGGGAGAAGGGAAUGGGAAAUGAAACGUAGGAAGACCUUAAUACUUCCGUGCAAGUAUCUUAAAUGGAAAUAGCCUUCUGUUCAAGAAAUGGAAUGCUCAGAACUGCAAGUGGGCCUGGAAAGAACGUGUGGAACUUGGCCCCCAAAUAUUUAAAGAAGGUAAAGAAAUAGAAGCACCGGGGGCUUGCUGUAAGAUUUUUUUUUACCCGCUAUCUUUUUAGGAAAACCUCUCUCAACUGCAUUUUUGGUAUAUUUAUUAAUAACCAAAACAUGACAGAGGUAAAUUGUUCAACAUCACACAUCGAUCUGCUUCAUAUUACGGUGUAUCAUAUAGUCAUGAUAAAAAUUUGAAGUUCAAACACAAAGCAAAUAUAUAACAUGAGAACAUAAUCGCCCCUGGGAGCCUAACAUUUCAGAUGUAAGAACUGAUUUUUUUUUCAGACUGGUUAAUUUAUAUUAGUUCAGGUUUUCUUCUAUGUAUAUAGUAAUUUUUUUUAAUACAGCAUCAUAUUACAAGUACAGUUUACAACUUGUUUCUUCACUGAACAUACCUUGGGCUUCUCUGUAUCAGUAUAUAUUUUGAUCUACCUCAUAAAAAUGUAUAUUUUACAAGGUGGAUUUUUUAAAUUGCCUCACCUUCUUUGCUGUUUAUAUUUUUUUCUAUAUUUCAGAAAAUUCUUCAAAAUCUUUCUUGUACUCAUAAAAGCUUAAUGUUAUAAGCAAUAAAGAUUCCAGAAUUGUCUCAAA